Molecule: messenger RNA, 2340 nt
Organism: Yamadazyma tenuis ATCC 10573
Lineage: Eukaryota; Fungi; Ascomycota; Pichiomycetes; Serinales; Debaryomycetaceae
Biological process (GO): endoplasmic reticulum to Golgi vesicle-mediated transport
Cellular component (GO): COPII-coated ER to Golgi transport vesicle; Golgi membrane; endoplasmic reticulum membrane
Molecular function (GO): D-mannose binding
Source: RefSeq, a predicted model, not a curated record
GUCAGUCGCUCAUCUUCUUCAAUGGCACAAAGCUACAACCCCAGAAAAGUGGCUGUGGCCAUUGUGGUGCUCGUGCUUCUUGUCUACGGUGCCAAAUGGUUGUUCGGCUCUAGUGACGGGUUCUCCCCCGAGGAAAUCAACUCCAUGCUCCAGAACAAAGAAGGAGGUAUCGUCAAGAUCAAGAAAAUCGAACUCACUGCUCAAGGUCUUUACACGCCGUACUUGGAGCCUAGCACGUACCGCAUCAACAACUGGGACGUUGCCGGCAACACCUUGGUGAAAAAUACCGAGUAUAUUCGGUUGACGUCGGAUAAUAAGCAUCAGGUAGGUAAUAUGUUUGGCAAAGAGCCCAUUCAGGCCCAGUCAUUUGAAAUGGAAUUGACAUUUCAUAUCCACAGCAAGAGCUCUAGUCUCUUGGCCGACGGGUUUGCCAUCUGGUUUUUGGACUCCAAGAGUGACAUUGGUGAUGUGUUUGGUUCCAAAAACUACUUCACCGGUCUUGGAAUCAUGGUUGAUACCUACAAAAACGGUAAAAGAGGCCAAUUUCCCUACGUGAACUUGAUGCUUGGAGACGGUAAGACCCAUUAUCUGAAGUACAACGACGGAUACGAUACUCGGUUGGCAGGGUGUAGUGCACUGCUGAUCACCAACCCUACGAGCGGGUUUACCAAGGCCAGAAUCGUCUACCUCCAAGACGGAUAUUUCUCGUUGGACUUCAACUACGACGGGAAGCAGGACCACUGGGUCAACUGUGUGACGUUGACAGAUGUCCAUUUGCCCAUCAUCAAGUACUUGGGGCUCAGUGCCGAAACCGGGGAGUUAUCCCAGAGUGUCGACAUCAUUGAAAACAAAAUUUACGCCUUAUACAAACCUGAUGGCUCGUUCAUCAGCAACUUUGACGAGCUACACUCAUUGAUUGCGCAGCAGGAUAAAGACCAGAGAGACCAGGUGUCGAAAGACGGAGUAUCACACCCGCAGUCUCCCAGAUCAAAGCCCAAGAGACAGACCAGAAAGUCGUUACAGAGAUUGUACAAGGCAGAACAGCGGAUCAAAGAACGGGAAAGACAGAGAAAGCUUGAAACAUAUGGCGACCCGGAAAUGUAUUGGUUCAAGUACAUGUUCUUUAAGCUUCUCAACGCAAUGAAGUACCUUAUCUACGCGGUGCUUGGGGUUAUUGUCAUCUGGUUCUUAUUUAUUGCCGUGAGAGUGUCCAGGCAGAACAAGAAGUCCAAGACCACCGGCUUAUUGGACUAGAAGAAGUAUUACAAGUGCUCCAUGGCUGAUAUAAGUUAUUUUGUGGCUAUCGUAACUGGUUUUGUACACUCAAAAGUUGCAACAAACCUGAAAAAGUAUAUACAAUUCUUUUUUAAUAGAUUAAUCCUUGAUGAUGUGAACACCGUAGGUGUCUCUUCCGGAACGGAACGUCUUGUUCAACAACCCCUUUAAUGGAGCAGUGAUCUCACCAAUGGGAUUAUAGUUGUAAGUAGAAUCGAUCUUGUUAAAGCGAUUGGACUCCAAGAACUUGGCAAACUCCGUGUCAAAAGUGUAGCAAUCCACCAACAACGAGACCUUACACCCUGAAGUCUUCUUGACCUUCUUCGCCUUUAAAUACUCGGUCAAAAGAUCAUUAGACCUGGAAAGUGCCCACUCAAUGAGAAUCUGCUCGAAGUUCAAUGGCUUAAACACUCUUCUGACACUCAAACCAGACACCUUUAUCACCAAGUGUGAGUCGUUGGACUUGUCAUAAAUCGGCUUCAACGUGAUGAUGGCAAUGGGCUGUUCCUGGAACAAUACCACCUGGGAAUUGCUCCCGUUGGCCAAAAUCUUCUUUUCCUUCAACACUUUAGAGUCUCCCUCCAACUUUGAAUACUUGACCAAAUCAAACCCAAACACGUCCUCCACAUAGCUCUUUUUGACGAGAUUUUCAGAAAUUAUUCUGAACUCAUCGGAGAUCAUCACGGAAAUGAGCCCCACAAAAGCAAUGAACCCAAGUAUUACAGCGGACGUGAAAAGUAUGUUGACCUUCAAAUCUGCCGAAUGGAUAGCGAUACUGAAAAACUCGCCCACCAGCUCUGAAACCUCAAUGUAGUCUGCUAAAAUAUAGUACAAGUACGCAGAUACCACCCCCAAUCCGAUACUAACAACCUGCUUGUGCCACAAGAUGGAUUUGGUGAGGGUCGUCUGACACUGUCUGAAAUAGUCACCGUACAAGAGUAAAGCGGCCUCACUGAACUCAGGCCUCAAGGCAACCACCUCCAACUUGGGGUCUGGAGCCGACUUCACGGGUUUGUUCAAAUCAAUUUUUGUUUGAAUCGCCAUGGUGUAUAUUGUGACGUUCAA